Desarmillaria tabescens is the source of this 438-nucleotide messenger RNA. RefSeq lists its product as uncharacterized. The record is from RefSeq and is a predicted model, not a curated record. Bases 1 to 438 code for a protein of 145 amino acids. The transcript has a single exon. Lineage: Eukaryota; Fungi; Basidiomycota; Agaricomycetes; Agaricales; Physalacriaceae.
AUGUCACCACUAGUACCGGACCUGCGCCUGAUACAAAAUGUACCUGCCAGUGAAGACCCCGACACCAUCUACUUUCCCGGUGCUUGCUACCAUCUAUGCGCUGUCCAGAUCCCUGACUUUCCCAAAGGCGACAGGUGGUGCGAGCAUAACAAGCAGUCCCUGCAGUAUCAAAGGAUGAACGGCGUAUACGCUCUGUGCCUCGCUGAUCGCAUACAUCUCCCACCAUCCCCGCCCUUGACCAUCACCCUAUCCCAACGCUUGUGCGGCGGAAUUCGAGAACACGUUACUCACGUUUGGACCGCUACAUCGUCUUCUUCGCCAAAGGACACACCCUCUACAAUCGUCGCCAAGUUUUAUGAUCCCCUAUACUUCUGUGACGAGUACGACAACGUUGAUCCUCUUCGCCUUGCGGCAUGGUCUGCCUGCGAGCCGAAGUGA